UCCGUAUAAAUACGCCGAGUAGUAAUGCAGCCCUCGUCUCUUUCCCUUUUAUUCUAAACUUCUCCUAGUCGAACCUAUUUUUCAGCACUUACUUCCUUUGAGAACCGCUUCUCGUCUUCCAUUAACCUCCAAUUUUUCGCCAAGUUCAAGAAAAGACAUAUCUUUCAUACUACCUAAUCAUGAAGUUCACAACCACCCUUCUCAUUGCCACUACGACUCUGGCGGCCUAUGUCAACGCAGACAUGAUUCAGAUCAAUAACCCCACAGCCGGCACGGUCUGGACGGCGGGCGUCUCCAACUUUGUGGGAUGGACCGGUAACUGUGCAUCGAUGGGCGAGCCUGCCAAGAACGUCACCGUAAUUCUCAAUACCGGACCAUCUGAUGCGGUGCGGUACGUCGCGACGUUGGGCACUCUGGACUGCUCCGGAUCUAGUACGCGCACAGACCUCACGGUGCCUCUGAGCGUCCCCACAGGAACGUACUCGAUUGUCGUCCGCACUGAUCCCCAGUUGAGCUACACUAAUAUGUUCACGAUUAACAACCCCUCCAGUCCUGAAGCCGGUACAUCGACAGCGCCUUCUUCGGCAGCUGCUCCACCAGCCGCUGACGGCUCUGGAUCGGCCCCUGCGCCCACGGCAGCUUCGGCAGUUGCUCAUAAUGGUGGAGAGAACGUGAAGGCGAAUGCGAUGGCUGUUGGGCUGGGAGCUGUUGUAUUGGCUGCAUCUCAGCUAUUGAUGUAGACAAUAGGAAAACACGUCUAUAUACAAUUCAUCUACUAGCAGCUCAUUGCAACCAUCCUAUAAACCACAUGGCGUUCGACCAAAGACGAAAAUCGCAAUGUUGAGAAAUGCGUUAUGCGCUGUAUGACAUAUCACUGUCCGGAUAUGAUUUUUUUUUUUUGUCUGUGGGCGUCCCUUUGUGAUAGAGCUAAAGA
Molecule: messenger RNA, 934 nt
Organism: Gamsiella multidivaricata
Lineage: Eukaryota; Fungi; Mortierellomycota; Mortierellomycetes; Mortierellales; Mortierellaceae
Exons: 2
Coding region: 180-740 (186 amino acids)
Source: RefSeq, a predicted model, not a curated record